AUGCCAGAAGGCCAAGAUCAUUUGCUACCCGUCCAAAAAGAACCAAAAACCCGGAGCCAGAAGACCUUGAGGAAAACCCUGAAAGGCACAGCAACUCUCUCCAAUCUCCUUCCCACGGGCACGACCUUCGUCUUUUCGCUUCUCUCUCCUGUUUUCACUAACAAAGGCCAAUGCACCAGCUUUCUCACCCACAUCCUCACCAUAUGCCUUCUUGCAGUCUGUGCGACUGCAUGUUCCCUUUUAUGCUUCACUGACAGUGUCCGGGACGCAAAAGGCAAGGUCCGGUAUGGAUUCGCCACAACUAAGGGGCUGUGGGUGAUUGCUGCGUCAUUGAAGCUCUCACAAGCUGAUGCAGAUAAAUAUAAGUUGAAGGCGAUCGACUAUUGGCACGCAUUCAUGUCGGCGCUGGUCUUUAUGGCCGUCGCGUUUUUUGAUCAGAAUGUGAUCAAGUGCUUCUUCCCAGUGGAGUCGGAGCUGGCCAAGGGGCUCCUGGAGGCGGUGCCUUUGGCAGUCGGAGGUGUUUGUUCCAUCUUCUUUUUGCUGUGUCCAACUACACGCCAUGGAAUUGGCUUUCCUCUUUCACGUGAGAAGUAG
Molecule: messenger RNA, 594 nt
Organism: Eucalyptus grandis
Lineage: Eukaryota; Viridiplantae; Streptophyta; Magnoliopsida; Myrtales; Myrtaceae
Product: protein DMP7
Exons: 1
Coding region: 1-594 (197 amino acids)
Biological process (GO): endomembrane system organization
Source: RefSeq, a predicted model, not a curated record